AUGCUGCUGAUUCUGCUGUCAGUGGCCCUGCUGGCCCUGAGCUCAGCUGAGAGUUCAAGUGAAGGUAAAACGGAAGGGGGAAAAGAUGCGGUGACUGCUUGGGACUUAGGAGGUGACAGUGAAAUUAGUAUCUGGGUCUCAUUUUUGUGCAUUUCCCCAUUUAGCUCCAUUACUGUAAAAAUUUGUGGCAACUAUUCAGUGAAUGCCGUGUGUCCCCCAUCUCCUCCAGGAAAGCCAGAAGGACGACGCCCACAAGGAGGAAACCAGUCCCAAGGUCCCCCACCUCAUCCAGGAAAGCCAGAAGGACCACCCCCACAAGGAGGAAACCAGUCCCAAGGUCCCCCACCUCAUCCAGGAAAGCCAGAAGGACCACCCCCACAAGGAGGAAACCAGUCCCAAGGUCCCCCACCUCCUCCAGGAAAGCCAGAAGGACGACCCCCACAAGGAGGCAACCAGUCCCAAGGUCCCCCAUCUCAUCCUGGAAAGCCAGAAAGACCACCCCCACAAGGAGGAAACCAGUCCCAAGGUCCCCCACCUCAUCCAGGAAAGCCAGAAAGACCACCCCCACAGGAAGGAAACAAGUCCCGAAGUGCCCGAUCUCCUCCAGGAAAGCCAGAAAGACCACCCCCACAAGGAGGCAACCAGUCCCAAGGUCCCCCACCUCAUCCAGGAAAGCCAGAAAGACCACCCCCACAAGGAGGCAACCAGUCCCAAGGUCCCCCACCUCAUCCAGGAAAGCCAGAAAGACCACCCCCACAGGAAGGAAACAAGUCCCGAAGUGCCCGAUCUCCUCCAGGAAAGCCACAAGGACCACCCCAACAAGAAGGCAACAAGCCUCAAGGUCCCCCACCUCCUGGAAAGCCACAAGGCCCACCCCCAGCAGGAGGCAAUCCCCAGCAGCCUCAGGCACCUCCUGCUGGAAAGCCCCAGGGGCCACCUCCACCUCCUCAAGGGGGCAGGCCACCCAGACCUGCCCAGGGACAACAGCCUCCCCAGUAA
This is a messenger RNA of Pan troglodytes (chimpanzee), 999 nucleotides long. RefSeq names its product proline rich protein BstNI subfamily 4 (gene PRB4). Bases 1 to 999 code for a protein of 332 amino acids. NCBI's taxonomy places the organism in Eukaryota, Metazoa, Chordata, Mammalia, Primates, Hominidae. The record is from RefSeq and is a predicted model, not a curated record. The transcript has 2 exons.